Messenger RNA from Prunus dulcis (almond), 1959 nucleotides. Its product is annotated as casein kinase 1-like protein 1. The transcript has 13 exons. NCBI's taxonomy places the organism in Eukaryota, Viridiplantae, Streptophyta, Magnoliopsida, Rosales, Rosaceae. Gene Ontology annotation, biological process: peptidyl-serine phosphorylation; signal transduction; endocytosis. The record is from RefSeq and is a predicted model, not a curated record. Gene Ontology annotation, molecular function: protein serine/threonine kinase activity; ATP binding. Bases 413 to 1912 code for a protein of 499 amino acids. Gene Ontology annotation, cellular component: nucleus; cytoplasm.
GAGGAAGAGAGGGUAGGAAACCCGCUUUUGCUUUUGCCGUUCUCUAUCUGUAAUUUAAUCCAAAAGCGCUUUUAACCCAAAAACAAUUAAACAAAAUGGAAUUAAAAAAUAAACAAAAAUAAAGAGGAAAAAGAAAAAUCCUAACCCUAGAUCUCCAACAAGAAAGAACCCACACAGGCCCCAGUGCAUUGCUGUCCGUACAAAUUUGUUUGCUUGCAAUAUUUUGCUUUUUAUUGGAUGACAAUCCGAUGUCGUUGCGGUUGAGUCGGCCAACUGUGUUCUGCUCAUGCUUCACCACCUGGGUGCUGUUCGUCUUUUAGGAUCUUCAAUUUUUAUUUUAUUUUAUUUUAUUUUUCGAUUUUUAGUUUUGUAUUUCUAGGGUUAGGGUUUCGAUUUAUUUGGGCUGUGAAAAAUGGAGCCUCGUGUUGGGAAUAAGUUUCGGCUCGGCCGGAAGAUCGGCAGCGGCUCCUUCGGAGAGAUCUAUCUCGGUACAAAUAUUCAGACAAACGAAGAGGUUGCGAUUAAGCUUGAAAAUGUCAAGACAAAACAUCCGCAGUUGCUGUAUGAAUCCAAGUUAUACAGGAUACUACAAGGAGGAACUGGGAUUCCAAAUGUAAGGUGGUUUGGAGUUGAAGGAGAUUAUAACGUUUUGGUAAUGGAUUUGCUGGGCCCUAGUCUUGAAGAUUUGUUUAACUUCUGUAGUAGGAAACUUUCACUGAAGACAGUUCUUAUGCUUGCAGAUCAAAUGGUAGGUGUGACUUUAUGCAUGUCAUCGUAUUGGUUUAUAUACUUGUUGGGAAAUGUUGACUUUUGCCAUGCUUCACAUUUAUUUCAGAUCAGUCGUGUUGAAUUUGUUCAUGCUAAGUCAUUUCUACAUCGAGAUAUCAAGCCCGACAAUUUUCUUAUGGGCUUGGGAAGGCGUGCAAACCAGGUAUACAUGAUUGACUUUGGUCUGGCUAAGAAAUACAGAGAUAGUACAACCCGUCAGCAUAUUCCUUACAGAGAAAACAAGAAUUUGACUGGAACUGCAAGAUAUGCAAGCAUGAACACUCACCUUGGCAUUGAGCAAAGCCGGAGGGAUGAUUUAGAAUCUCUUGGUUAUGUCCUUAUGUACUUCCUUAGAGGAAGUCUUCCUUGGCAGGGACUAAAAGCCGGAACUAAGAAACAGAAGUAUGAGAAAAUUAGUGAAAAGAAGGUUUCUACUUCAAUUGAGGCAUUGUGUCGCAGUUAUCCGACAGAGUUUGCUUCAUAUUUCCAUUAUUGUCGCUCAUUACGAUUUGAUGAUAAGCCAGACUAUGUUUAUCUGAAAAAAAUAUUCCGCGAUGUCUUUAUUCGUGAAGGUUUCCAGUUUGAUUAUGUGUUUGACUGGACAAUUUUGAAGUAUCAGCAAUCACAGCUGGCUACUCCUCCAACCCGUGCUCUUGGUCCUGGUGCCGGAACUAGUUCUGGGAUUCCCCAUGCUGCUGCUAAUGUGGACAGGCAGACAGGCGAGGAAGAUGGGCGGCCAACGGGUUUAACUUCAUUGGAUUCUUCUCGGCGGAGAAUACCUGGGCCAGCUCUCAAUUCCAUUAGCCUUUCGAAGCAGAAGAAUCCAGUUGCUAAUGAUGCUCCAUUAUCUAGAGAAACUCUUAUGUUGAAUAACAAUAUCUUGGGCCGGUCAGCUGGAUCAUCAAGGAGAGUUGCUGUUUCUAGCAGCCGUGAUGCAUUUGGUGGAAGUGAGUCUGAUCCUUAUCGCGCUCGUACAACAGAUGCUAGUCCUGGAGCACACAGAAUUUCGAGUGGGCGAAGAAGUUCACCGGUCGAGUCAUCGGACCCCAGUAGGAGACAUACCUCUCAAAGCAGGAACUAUGAAACAACCCUUAAAGGCAUUGAAGGUCUGCAUAUAGACAAUGAGGAGAGGGUUCAUUAUUAGAGAUGCUGACUUUUGCAGGUUGCUGUAAAUCGUAAUUUGAUUGUUUU